GUUUUUGAAACAGGGACAGAGAGACCUUUGCCCCGCUUUUAGUCAGGAAAAACAAGAGGAGUAUAAAUAGGAGGAGCCGUGUGGGAGCGGGUUGUUUUUGUCAGAACCAGCUCAGAAAGUAUCGCUGCUGAAGACUCUCAAGUAAAACAAGUUAGUGGGUUUGUUUGUUUGGAGUCAUGUGGAAGGCGCUCAGCCUUACCUUGGCUCUCUGCCUGCUGGCGGGUUGCAGUGCAGAGAGCGAGACUGAUGGAGCCCGCUGUAAACUUCCUCCUGUGUGGAAGAUCGGGGAGGUUGAGCCCAUGAAGAACGCUCUUGGACAUGUGACAGUGGUGGCUUACCUACAGGCCAGCUGACUGUUCUGCUUGGAGCAAGCAUCAAAGUUCAAUGACUUGCUCCUGAAGUUGGAGAAACAAGGUUAUGUAAAUAUAACCUACAUGGUGGUAAACAACCGAGAUGAACGGUCCCAAAACCUGCACCACUUGCUCAAUGAAAGGCUGAUAAAUAUCACCCUUUACGCCCAAGACCUCAGCCAGCCGGAUGUCUGGCAGACAGUGAAUGCUGAGAAGGAUGACAUUUUGGUCUACGACAGGUGUGGCCGACUCACUUACCAUCUGUCUCUUCCCUACACCAUCCUGAGCCACCCACAUGUGGAGGAGGCUAUAACACAUACCUAUUGUGAUGGUAUUUGUGGAGAGUGCAACGUAGAGAGUUCACUGCAACUUGAAGAGUGCAAGAAAACCACAGAUGUGAAUACACCAACAGAGGAAGAACAGCAUCACAGUCAUCAUGGUCAUCAUGAACAUGGUCAUCACGAGCAUCACCACGGCAGUGCAGAAAGGCAUAGGCAUGGUGGCCAUCAUCACCACCACCACCACCACCACCACCACCACGGCCAGCAACAGGUUGAUGUGGGUCAGCAGAUCCUGACCCAGAUUGACUUUGGUCAGGUAGCCGUUGAAAAACCAGUCAUGAAACGGCCUUGAGCUAAGCACACUAGGUGAAAAGUCCAGUACAGCUGACAGCAGGGGGCAGAUUCUCCUGUCACCAGCUGAUGCUGACACUGACGACAGCUCUUUCACGGGGAGGGCAAUGGGCGCGUGGCAGGCCUCUGACACUGUGAGGAGGCUCUUCCAGCCUCCUGACGCUGACAGGGUCUGAAGGUGCAGGACAACAACAUCAGGGAGACCUGACAGUGACGUCCCGCCCCCCCAGCUGAAUGAGAGCUGUCGCAAACAACCUGAGCCUGACCAGCAGGGGAUGCGAGUUGAGUAUGACAAGAGAAGUAAACAGGGCCGUUGCCUUUGUUAGAUCAUUUAUAGCUUCACGUAAACAUCAGCGAGCCCCGCACUGCUGGUCAGCGCUACCAACUAGUAUUUACACCUCAGCAUUUGGCAGCACUGGACCUUUACAUCCCAUUCUGAACAAUUCGCAAAUUGGUUAAGGAAGUUAAACAAUUCAGGAAGAUCUAAAUGACCUCAUGUGCACUAGUUUUGGAUAUUUUUCUGGUUAAAUCUGUAAUAUAACUAACAAAACGAUCUGACUUUAAUGGGUCCAGUGUGUGUUUUCUUCUGAGAGUGUGUUAGGUUCGUCAUGUUAGUGUCUUUUCACCUCUAGAUGCUUUAUGUGGCCUUUAUGAAGGCAGGUGCGGAAACUAUGCUCUAGUGGUGCCUGUCUGAUGUUAGGCCAUACAGAGGAGAGGGCAAAGAUCAUGUAACAUCAUGUAACCUUUGCUAUACCCAAUCGAAGCUACUAUAUGAAGGUCUGGGGUAUUAAAAUCUUUUUUUUUUUUUUUCAUUCUUCUGAUAUUCAAAAAGAUGUUUUAGUUUUGUUGUGUGGAGAUAGAGGUGGUAAAGUAGGCAGAGAGAUUCUGAUCAUGAGAGUUUUAAACACUGUUGAGUUAUUUCAUUUAAGGGUAAUGGAGCACUCGAUCUAUAUCUGUUUUAUUCUAGUUACUAGCACAAAUGUUGUAAAAUGUAUUUCACGCUCGACAUUACAAAAAGGUUAAUGGAUAAUAGGGAAAUUUAUAAAAUUUAACUUUUACUACACAUUUAUUAGAGAAGAGUUUGUAUCCAAGGGAGUAACUGGAAAAAGGUUAGGUCAUUGUUAUCUUGGGAAGGAUUGUUUGAAACAUUUUACAUACUUAAUGAAGGUUUUCUGGAAAAUCUAUAGCAUUACCUGGAAGACCCGAGAAAUUGUAUGAAAACAAUGUUUGCUGUGGUGCCAACGACAUAUGAAUGUGAAAGCAAGUGAAAUGUAAGAGGGAAAAAAACAUGUUACUCAGAUAAAAUCAAAUAAAGUUAAAAAAAAAAAAAAAA
Messenger RNA from Megalobrama amblycephala (Wuchang bream), 2315 nucleotides. It is a transcript of the gene selenop, whose product is annotated as selenoprotein P. Gene Ontology annotation, molecular function: selenium binding. Gene Ontology annotation, cellular component: extracellular region. Lineage: Eukaryota; Metazoa; Chordata; Actinopteri; Cypriniformes; Xenocyprididae. The transcript is spliced from 5 exons. Gene Ontology annotation, biological process: selenium compound metabolic process. The record is from RefSeq and is a predicted model, not a curated record.